AUAUAGAUAAAGAAGAUUUUUUUUGUGAGUCAGUGAAACAACAACAGAUUUAAAUGGAGACGCAGUUGUUAUCAGACAUUGACGAAAAGUCCAAGGAAGUUGUAUCAGAAAUAGCCAAAAAAGAUAAAAAAACAACUACAAAUAAAGAAAAAGCUGUCGAUUUCUGUGUACCUAAAUUAUCACCGCGAGACAGUAUCCAUCCCAGUUAUUCAAAUUUGCAAUUACCAUAUCGUAUUGUUUGUCGUCACAGAUUGCACGCCAGUAAAAAUCAUAUGAAAAAAGAAAUUCAUAGGGAAUUAAGACAUAUUGAAUUGGACCAAAGCAAAGCUUUGGAUGGUGUCCGAAUUCACAGGAUUUUCUCAGACAAUGAAAUUCAAGUGAACAAGGAGGAAAUUUUAGAACUUACGAGUAAACAAAAGAGACGUUUAGAGGAACUUUUGGCUGCACCUUAACGGUUUUCUUGAAACCUAUCCUAAUAUUAUUUAAGUUUGUCUAUUUUUUAUAUAUUUUUUUAAUUAUUAUACAAAUAUAUUAGAUAUUAUUUUUUUAUUUUUUCUUCUAUGAUAAAAAAAUUAUAUUUGGACUUUUCUUUAAUUUAUUUGAAAAGAAAAACGAUAUUUUUUAAAGGGAGCGUCGUUAUAAAUAUUUUUUUUAUAACUUGAAUCUUUCUUUUAUCCUCUAUUUCAAACCAA
Ceutorhynchus assimilis (cabbage seed weevil) is the source of this 692-nucleotide messenger RNA. The record is from the annotation of a GenBank genome assembly. Lineage: Eukaryota; Metazoa; Arthropoda; Insecta; Coleoptera; Curculionidae.